AUGUCGAGUCGGUGUAGUGAGAAGUCGACAAGGAGUCGCUGUGAGUGCCUAUGGGAUGGUUGUGAGAGUGAGUGGAGGGAGCUGAGGGCAGGCCAGCCUGCAUUCCCAUCCCCUCCCAUCUCAUCCAUUCAGCUGCGCACUUGUGUGCCCAUACAGCACAAGCGCAUUACUCGCACUACCCCGUCCUUCCCCCUUCCUGCUUCCCCGCCCUCAAGCUCCGCACCUGUAGCUCCUAUAGCAAGGUCUGCCCUGCGAUUCCUGCCGCUAUGUUGGCUGGCACUGCUCACCCAGGUGCUGUCCCGUCCUCUCCCUUUUCCACCUCCCCCAACCCUUCCCUGCACUUCCUGGGUCCCUUCCUCUUCCCACCAGAUUCUCCUGCCCAUGAUGAGUCUCUGCCCUUGCAAGGCGGGCGCACUGAUCACGGGGAACCAGCGGGCUGCUGAGGGCACUCCUUGCCAAGGCUGCAUGUCUUGUCCUUCCUCAGAGAGGAGCAGAGGAUGUGUGUGUGUGGUGAGAGGGACGUGGGUUGAGCUAAGUCGCUCUCCUCACCUGCUUCUCCUACACAGACUCAUGUCCCAACGGCACUGUCUCCCACAUUUCCCUUACAAGCCACUGCUGUUUUCCCUCCUUUCCCUCCCACCUCCUCCCCUCCAACUCGGCACCUGCUUUCCCUAUUCCAGCUGCGCACCUGCAUCCCCUACAAGGACUUCUGCCCCACAGAAUUCGGCGUCUCCCACGUCCCUCUCACCAGCCAGCCAGUGCUGUUCGCCCCUCUUUCCCUCCCCCCCUCAGCUUGGCGCUUGCGUCGCCUACACCGAUUGUCUGGCCCACCGACUCGCGCCCCUAUGGUGUGGGUGCACAGACGGAAGCACUGUAGAGGCUGCAGACGUGGCAGAGGUGGAAGGAGCUGGGCCGCUGGGUGUCGCGUGGCGGUUUUUGUUUGGGAAGACGAGCCGAGCGAGAAUGGGGUGCGUGGUGCUGGGCGAGCCUGGGGUGGUGCUGGGCGAGCCUGGGGUGGUGCUGGGCGAGCCUGGGGUGGUGCUGGGCGAGCCUGGGGUGGUGCUGGGCGAGCCUGGGGUGGUGCUGGGCGAGCCUGGGGUGGUGCUGGGCGAGCCUGGGGUGGUGCUGGGCGAGCCUGGGGUGGUGCUGGGCGAGCCUGGGGUGGUGCUGGGCGAGCCUGGGGUGGUGCUGGGCGAGCCUGGGGUGGUGCUGGGCGAGCCUGGGGUGGUGCUGGGCGAGCCUGGGGUGGUGCUGGGCGAGCCUGGGGUGGUGCUGGGCGAGCCUGGGGUGGUGCUGGGCGAGCCUGGGGUGGUGCUGGGCGAGCCUGGGGUGGUGCUGGGCGAGCCUGGGGUGGUGCUGGGCGAGCCUGGGGUGGUGCUGGGCGAGCCUGGGGUGGUGCUGGGCGAGCCUGGGGUGGUGCUGGGCGAGCCUGGGGUGGUGCUGGGCGAGCCUGGGGUGGUGCUGGGCGAGCCUGGGGUGGUGCUGGGCGAGCCUGGGGUGGUGCUGGGCGAGCCUGGGGUGGUGCUGGGCGAGCCUGGGGUGGUGCUGGGCGAGCCUGGGGUGGUGCUGGGCGAGCCUGGGGUGGUGCUGGGCGAGCCUGGGGUGGUGCUGGGCGAGCCUGGGGUGGUGCUGGGCGAGCCUGGGGUGGUGCUGGGCGAGCCUGGGGUGGUGCUGGGCGAGCCUGGGGUGGGCUGGGCGAGCCUGGGGUGGGCUGGGCGAGCCUGGGGUGGGCUGGGCGAGCCUGGGCUGCUGGGUGCCCCUUGGCGGUUUUUGGGGAGGAGCGAGCAGAGGGAGGAGGUGCGUUCUGAGUGA
This is a messenger RNA of Closterium sp. Naga37s-1, 1812 nucleotides long. NCBI's taxonomy places the organism in Eukaryota, Viridiplantae, Streptophyta, Zygnematophyceae, Desmidiales, Closteriaceae. The record is from the annotation of a GenBank genome assembly.